Molecule: messenger RNA, 987 nt
Organism: Phytophthora sojae
Lineage: Eukaryota; Oomycota; Peronosporomycetes; Peronosporales; Peronosporaceae
Exons: 1
Coding region: 1-987 (328 amino acids)
Biological process (GO): nucleotide-sugar biosynthetic process
Molecular function (GO): GDP-L-fucose synthase activity
Source: RefSeq, a predicted model, not a curated record
AUGGGCGACCAGCACCUUGACGCCUCCUCCGCCAAGCCUCGGCGUGUCGUCCUGGUCACUGGCGGCACGGGUCUCGUCGGCCACGCGUUGCAGGACGUCGUGGCGACGCGAGGCCCGUCGGACCCAGACGAGUGGCACUUCGUGGGCUCCAAGGACGCGGAUCUGCGCGACGCCAGCCAGGCACGCGCUCUCUUCGAGCGAGUGCGCCCCACGCACGUGCUGCACCUGGCGGCGCUCGUGGGCGGGCUCUUCCACAACCUGGCGAGGAAGGUGGACUUCUUCAGAGACAACAUGGCCAUCAACGACUCGGUGCUGCAGAACUGCCAGCAGUUCCACGUCCAGAGGCUCGUGUCGUGUCUGUCCACGUGCGUCUUCCCGGCCGAGACGACGUACCCGCUGGACGAGAGCAUGCUGCAUAACGGCAGGCCGCACAGCUCCAACGAGGGCUACGCCAUGGCCAAGAGGCUCAUCGACACGCUCAACCGCUGCUACGCCGACCAGUUCGGCUGCCGCUUCACGUCCGUCAUCCCCACCAACAUCUACGGGCCGCACGACAACUUCAACAUCCAAGUCGGCCACGUGGUGCCCGGACUUAUCCACAAGUGCUACCUGGCCAAGAGGGACGCGACGCCGCUGGUCAUCUGGGGCAGUGGCAAGCCGCUGCGCCAGUUCAUCUCGAGCCACGACGUGGCCAAGCUCAUGGUGUGGGUGCUGGGCCACUACGACAGCGUGGAGCCGCUGAUCCUGUCGGUGGACGAGGAGGACGAGGUGUCGAUCGGAGACGUUGCUCGCGAGAUUGCAGAUGCCAUGGACUUCAAUGGGGAGAUCGUCUUCGAUGAGAGCAAAGCGGACGGACAGUUCAAGAAGACGGCUAGCAACGCCAAACUACGUCGCCUGCUGCCGGAUUUUCAGUUUACGACGAUUAAACAAGGACUGAGAGAAGCUACAGCGUGGUUUGAAGCCAACUACGAGACGGCUCGCAAGUAG